Molecule: messenger RNA, 2136 nt
Organism: Triticum aestivum (bread wheat)
Lineage: Eukaryota; Viridiplantae; Streptophyta; Magnoliopsida; Poales; Poaceae
Exons: 5
Coding region: 365-1873 (502 amino acids)
Molecular function (GO): protein binding
Source: RefSeq, a predicted model, not a curated record
GGGAUGCCCUGCCUCAGCCAUUACAAAAAAUCAUAAACAUGGUUCCAAUUUUUAUACACCGAACAAUCACAAUCCGAAUUUGCGAAAGGGGAUGGCGCCGGCGGGAUUGGAUUUGGAUUUGGAUUUGUACUUGCCCUCCCAAGCCGAAUAAAACUCUUGCAGUCUGGCUGGAUCCCCUAUUCCCCUCCCUCAAAUAAACCGUCCCCCUUCACUAGGGAAGGGAAGGGAAGGGAAGGGAAGGGAGACGCCGGAGGCUGGAGGGGAUUUGAAGAGACCGCCGUGCGGCGGGUCUGGAUUUAGAUUGAAAUUCCACUGGAGGGAAGGAAGGAGAGAGAGAGAGAUCUAUUUAGGUUACCACAAGUCAAUGGAGCGGCAGCCGGCAGUCCGGCGACGGCGAGCUCAAGACACUAAUGGAUUGGUUGCUUCACAGGCCAAAAUAAAUGUCUUGCCCUGUCAGCAAGAUGAUGAUUCUCAGGGUGAUUCACAGAUGCCAAACCUUCCAGAGGACAUUUGGCGUCACAUACAUUCCCUGAUGCCAAUGCGAGAUGCUGCCCAAGCUGCCUGUGUCUGUCAUGCUUUUCUACGUUCCUGGAGGUGCCAUCCCAACCUCACUUUUUCUGGCACAGCAUUGGGUAUGAAUAAAAAGACUUGUGUAAAUGAUGAAAUUGCCAGAGACUUUCGUAGCAAGGUUGACCAGAUCCUGAAAAAACACUCAGGCAUUGGUGUGAAGAAACUUAAACUUACGAUUGACAUGAUUCAAUAUUACACUGCCAAGGAUUAUUGUUAUGUCAACAGUUGGCUUCUGAUUGCUGUCACACCAGGAAUUGAGGAACUUACACUCCAACUGUCUAUGGGGGAAUACAAUUUUCCAUGCUCACUUUUGUCUAAUGGGAGUGGAGAGUCAAUCCGUUAUCUCCAUCUUUGUGGUUGCUCCUUUCGACCCACAGCUGAACUUCCUUGGUUAAAAAGCUUGACAAAAGUGCGGCUUCAUGCUGUCCGUUUUACUGGGGAUGAGUUAGGGUGCCUUCUGUGCAAUUCUUUUGCUUUGGAGCGGUUGGUUCUCACGCAUUGUGAUGAGAUGGUUUGCUUGAAGAUCCCUUGCAUGCUGCGCCGGCUCAGGUACCUACAGGUUUUUGGCUGUGAAGAUCUGCGAGCGAUAGACAACAAAGCUCCAAAUAUAUCCAGCUUCUUGUACAGCGGAGAACACAUUCAACUGUCACUUGGAGACACAUUGAAAAUGGAGUACAUACACUUGUAUUUCGGACGUGCACUUCAUUAUGCUUGUGUUGAACUUCCAUCCAGCAUGCCAAACCUCAAAAUUGCUAAUAUAGAUUCGAGAAGCGAGAUGGCCAAUACACCAGUGCCGCGCAGCAAGUUUCUCCACCUCAAGAAGCUAAUUAUUAGUCUUGACAUAAUAGCCUUUUCCUAUGAUUAUUUUUCUCUAGUUUCCUUGCUUGGCGCUUGCCCCUCCUUGGAGACACUGGUCUUGGAUGUAUCCAAGGAGAAAAUGGAGCAUGUCUCCAUAUUCACAGAUCCCUCAGAUCUGAGGAAAGGACAGCAGCAUCACAAGAUGAAGAGAGUGAAGAUCCUAGGAUUCACAUCUGCAAAGAGUCUUGUUGAGCUUACUUGCCAUUUUCUUGAGAGCAUAACAUCACUUGAAUACCUUAGGCUGGAGUCGUAUCAGAGUCGUCCAAGGUGUUGUGUGCCUGCUAACAAACGUCGCAAGUGCUUCCCACUGCCCAUUGAUGUUCUGAGGGAAGCUCAACGAGGACUCUUGGCUAUCAGGACAUACAUUGAGCCUAAAGUCCCUUCCAUGGUAAAGCUACGUGUGGUUGAGCCUUGCCGCCGUUGCCAUGCUGCUGUUGAACUUUAGAUUAGAUGUGUAACUCAUGAUUACUCAAUGUUUUAUUGUCUGGUCUUUGGAAGUGUCAUUGUUUCUUGAAGCUAUAUCAUCAGAAGUCCAUUUUGUAGCCGGAAGUAUACUAGACAGUAUUCUUUUACAUAUGCUUGGAACCUUGGCCAACCCUAGGUGACGCCGCCGCCGCCAUGUUGGUAUGUUGUUUUGAAAAUGUUGUCAUAUGCUUGGAACCAGGUUUUUUAAUUGUGUCCAGUGAAGUAUACUAGACAGUAUUCUUU